Messenger RNA from Drosophila takahashii, 480 nucleotides. Lineage: Eukaryota; Metazoa; Arthropoda; Insecta; Diptera; Drosophilidae. The record is from RefSeq and is a predicted model, not a curated record.
AAUGUAUGCGGUAAUUGGCCGGCGGCACGGUAAAAUCCUCUCCGGCGAUUUGACCCAGGGCAGCGGCAACUUCGCGGUCACCUGUCUUCUGCCGGUGAUCGAGUCGUUCAACUUCGCCCAGGAGAUGCGAAAGCAGACAUCUGGCCUGGCCUGUCCCCAGCUCAUGUUCAGCCACUGGGAGGUGAUUGAUAUCGAUCCCUUCUGGCUGCCGACAACCGAGGAGGAGCUGAUGCACUUCGGCGAGAAGGCGGACUCCGCCAACCGAGCCAAGGUCUACAUGGACAGCGUCCGGCGAAGGAAGGGCCUCUUCGUGGACGAGCAGGUGGUGGAGCAUGCGGAGAAGCAGCGCACCCUCUCCAAGAACAAGUGAUUCGGUUGGCGCCACCAAGACGGCCUCCUUUGGACCAAUAAGUCCACUCUCCUUCUCGGGAACUUCUGGAACGGCCAGUGAGUUCUUGCCCAACACAAUGUGAAUGCAAC